Messenger RNA from Ceraceosorus guamensis, 1519 nucleotides. RefSeq lists its product as hypothetical. Gene Ontology annotation, molecular function: ditrans,polycis-polyprenyl diphosphate synthase [(2E,6E)-farnesyl diphosphate specific] activity. The transcript has a single exon. Lineage: Eukaryota; Fungi; Basidiomycota; Exobasidiomycetes; Ceraceosorales; Ceraceosoraceae. The record is from RefSeq and is a predicted model, not a curated record. Bases 123 to 1436 code for a protein of 437 amino acids. Gene Ontology annotation, cellular component: dehydrodolichyl diphosphate synthase complex; endoplasmic reticulum membrane.
CAAAACAAAUGAUCGCCACGAUUGGACCGACACGCAUUGCUCAAUCGAUGGGAUGACCUCUACCGACUGGUCGACCUGCUCCUGACCUCACGUGCGGGCACACGCCGCUGGUAUGCUUCCCAAUGGCCCAUCGAACCACCGCCGGUCCUGAUGCGCCUAUGCGAUGCCCCGUUGCGCCCCUCCCAUCAGUGCCACCUCAGGGCAAUGCACAGCACUUCUUCGGCGGCGGCGGCAACAGCGAAAGCAGUGCGCGCUGGUCUUCUAGAAGCGACAGCUCAUCUGCUGUGACCGAAGCGGCCACAACGAGCUACAAUAAGACGACAGAGGAUCUGACGGAUUCAGAGGAGAAUGAAGAGUACGAAGACGAAGUCGUUGGCCAUGAGCGAGUACAAAUUCGCGUGGCGUCUGCUGGGCAACGCGCAACGUCCGUACCUCGGCCACCGCCGCCAAGCUUGUCGCCAGUCGCGUUGCCGCUGCUGCCGGUCCUGCUCCUCCUUCACCUGUUCUAUCACAUCGCGAUAGGGAUCGUUGCCGCAGCAGCAGCCUUGCGCUUCUACAUACGGGCUUCAAGACUCCAGCCUCUGACUUCGCGCAACGUCUCCAGCGUGGAGGCUCGCUUGGCUGCUCGUACAAGCCGCAGCCCAAAGCACGUAGCUUUGAUACUUGCGCCUCCACCCCCGAGCACGACACUUCUUCUCGCCCGAGCGGCUAUGCGGGCGGCGGGUGCUACGCUCGCUCCUCUGCAGGCGAAUCCGGAGGAGCGACGUCAUGCGCUCGUUGCGCAGCUACGUGAUGUGGCUCGCUGGUGCGCGCUGUGCGGCACGCCACGUCUGACAGUGUACGAUCCGGAUGGCCUUCUGGCAGAUUGCUUCAACCAAACGUCCGAGUGGACGCUGCGGUGGUCGCCGUCCGACGUGUCGACGACCAACAGCACCGAGUCCCGCCUCUUGGCACCUGUCGAUCCCGGCUCUUCGCCCACCAUGAGCGACAGCUUUGUGUCGUUCGCAAGCGCAUCCUCGGGACGUAGCGAAGAGGAAGAAGGACAGAAGCACGGCGCGCACGAUGGUACCGCUACUCGUGCACACGCGUCCGGUCAGCGUACCGAUGAGAUCCAACUGCGCAUCGAGGUGCUGCUACCAGGCCGCAAGGCACAAGGCACAUCUCGCGGGCUCGGCGAUGGCGCGCGUCACCUGCAGUUGCAUGUGCUCGGUCCGCAAGAUGGCAAGGGAGCGCUCGUGCAAGCGAGCAAACACUUGGUGGAGGAGGCGCUGGACGGAAAGAAUGCAAACAUCGACAUUGCUCGGGUCGACGAGAUCUUGCAAUCACAUGGCUACCCGCCUGAGCCUGAUCUGCUCGUUUUGCAUGGUGGACCACGUCGCGUAUGUUCCUUGCACGGCUUUCCGCCUUGGAGUCUGAGGAUAACCGAGAUAUUGUGAGUGUUGAGUGUUGCUGGAAUCUUGAUUGGGAAGCGGUUAUGUUGGUGUUCAGGCACGACUACCAGACUGACCUCGGCGCUUGC